GAAAAGUCAGAAGCUUUUGGAAUGUGGGGGUGUAGCCUUUCUGGGACUCGCCUUCUCAUGAAUAUUCAGAAUCAGGGGGGAGGGGUCUUAACCCUUUACCGGCUGGCUGGCCGGAAGGCAGCCCCUCCCCCCCGCGGGCGGGAACAGGAUGUGCGCCGGGGCGGCUCGGGGGGGAGGGGAAGCCCUAGGCGACCGCCCCCCGCCUCACAGCUGGGACCGGACUCUCCCGCUACAGAUGUGGCGCUGCCGCCGCCGGAGCCCCGUGGUACUCAUCCCAGAACCCGAAGGGUCCAAAGUCGUGGACUCUGGCGUCGCGAGUCUGUGCACCGCUCCGUGAGAGACCCCGAAGCCCGGGACCCCGCGUCCAGGCUAAAGGACCCCAGAUAUCCAGGUGCCCAGCGCCCCCUCCUGGAGGAGCCGGGAGUCCGGGACGUCAGCCCCGCGCGUUCCUGGAGGCCGAGCUUUCUGCACCCCGUUUUAAAGAACUUAGGAUCCCAGAUCGGUGAUUACCUCCAACGGUUCCCAGAUAUCCGAGCCCAGCAUCCGAACUUGGCACACGGACUCCCAGCGCCCCGGCCAGUCUGUUUGGUGCUGAAACGCCCACUCCUUCCAGGGGACUCAGGAACUGGGGACUCCCCUGCGCUCCCGCCUGGAGAUGGUUUAAUCCCCGCUCCUAGAGUUAGGGGAAUUCAGGAAUCCGGUCGCCCCACGGCCCUAUCUAGAAGACUCAGGAACUUGGGUCCCCAGCACCCCAUCUGAGACCCAAGAGUCGAGACUCCAGCAUCCCCCAUUGAGAGGACCAGGAAAUUCGGACCGCUGCAUCCCACUCUCCGAGAGACCUCGGAUUCUGGUUCCCGGAGGCUGAGAGCCCGAAGUUCACGCCCCUGACUUGCAGAGACCCAGGAGUCCGGCUUUGCGUCUCCCCGGGGACCGUGCUAGGGUUGAAUAGGAAUCCGGCAGCCUCGGCUCGGGGCUGGAGACUCCCUGGGAGAAGCCGCUGAGCCACUCAGCCAUGCCCGAGGGAGCCCGCGGACCGAGCCUGUCCAAACCCAGCCCUAGCCUUGGCGGUGGCCCCACAGGUGAAGUGUGUGACUGCGCAGCUGUGUGUGAGACCCAGACAGCCCCUGCAACCCCUGCCAUGGCCUCCCCCCGAGGUUCUGGGAGCUCCACAUCCCUGAGCACGGUGGGCUCCGAGGGGGACCCGGCUCCAGGGCCCGCCCCAGCCUGCUCGGCCUCUAGGCCAGAGCCCCUUCCAGGACCCCCCAUCCGCCUGCAUCUGUCACCGGUGGGGACUCCGGGUUCCGCCAAACCCUCGAGGCUAGAGCGAGUGGCUCGCGAGAUCGUGGAGACAGAGCGGGCCUAUGUCCGGGACCUUCGCAGCAUUGUGGAGGACUACCUGGGUCCUCUGCUGGAUGGCGGGGUCUUAGGGCUGAGCACGGAGCAGGUGGGCAUACUAUUUGCCAACAUCGAGGACAUCUACGAGUUCAGCAGUGAGCUCCUGGAGGACCUGGAGGGCAGCAGCAGCGCAGGGGGCAUUGCCGAGUGCUUCGUGCAAAGGAGUGAGGAUUUUGACAUCUACACAUUGUACUGCAUGAACUACCCGAGCUCCCUAGCCCUGCUCCGGGAGCUGUCGCUGUCCCCGCCCGCAGCCCUGUGGCUGCAGGAGCGCCAGGCCCAGCUCCGCCACUCGCUGCCCCUGCAGAGCUUCCUGCUGAAGCCUGUUCAGCGCAUCCUCAAGUACCAUCUGCUGUUGCAGGAGCUAGGCAAGCACUGGGCAGAGGGCCCGGGCGCCGGGGGCCGUGAGAUGGUGGAGGAGGCCAUUGUGUCCAUGACAGCGGUCGCCUGGUACAUCAAUGACAUGAAACGCAAGCAGGAGCAUGCUGCGCGCCUCCAGGAAGUGCAGCGGCGGCUUGGCGGCUGGACUGGCCCGGAGCUCAGUGCUUUCGGGGAGCUGGUGCUAGAGGGCGCAUUCCGAGGUGGCGGAGGGGGCGGCCCCCGACUUCGAGGGGGCGAGAGGCUGCUCUUUCUCUUCUCACGGAUGCUGCUCGUGGCCAAACGCCGGGGUCCGGAGUACACCUACAAGGGCCAUAUCUUCUGCUGCAACCUGAGUGUGAGCGAGAGUCCUCGAGAUCCUCUAGGGUUCAAGGUGUCCGACCUGACCAUUCCCAAACACAGGCACCUGCUCCAGGUGAGUGCAAGGUGGGGCUGGGCGGUCAGGGUUCCCCUCAGCCCCCAGACCUUCCACCUGGCUCCCGACUCCCUAUCCCACCCCCAGGCCAAGAACCAAGAAGAGAAGAGGCUGUGGAUUCACUGUCUCCAGCGCCUUUUCUUUGAGAACCACCCCGCCUCCAUCCCCGCCAAGGCAAAACAAGUUCUCCUUGAAAACAGCCUGCACGGUGCUCCUAAAAGUAAGCCCAUCCCAGAGCCCCCGACGCCCCCUCUUGGGUCUCCCCGACCUCGGGAUGCUAGAAAUUUCACCCCUGGACGAAGGAACACAGCUCCGUCUCCAGGACCCUCUGCUACCCGCCGUGGCCGCAGACAGUCUGAGCCAGUAAAGGACCCGUAUGUUAUGUUUGCACAGAAUGCUAAGCCUAGACUCAAGCAUGCUGGCAGUGAGGGGGAGCUCUACCCCCCCUUGGAGCCUCAGCCACCAGUUCCAGCUUCCGGACCCCCUGAGGACCUAGAGGACCCUGGCCCCCCCACCCUGGAACCCUCCGGGACCUCGAUCACGGAGGAGAUCCUAGAACUGCUGAGCCAAAGAGGCCUCCGGGAUCCAGGGUGCCCACUACAGCCGCCCCCCCACGACAUCACCGCGUUCCCUGGAGACUCGCAGGUGCCAGGCGACAGUGAAGCCCUCGCAUUCCAAGCCCUUCCCAGCCGGGACUCUUCAGAAGAGGAGGAGGAGGAAGAGCUGGAGUUGGAUGAACGGGAGCCUUCCCCACUCCAUGUGCUAGAAGGGCUCGAAAGUUCCAGUGCGGCUGAAAUUCCCGACGUUCCCAGCCGUACCAAAAGUCCAGACGUACCCAACCUCCCUGAAAUUCCCAGCCUGUCUGAAAUUCCCAAGAUUCCCCACCUUCCCAGCCUCCCUGACAUCUCCAAUGUUUUUGAAAUGCCCUGCCUUCCAUCCAUCCCUAGUGUCCCUGACAUUCCUAGCCUUCCCAGCACUCCCGCCCUUCCCUGUGAUUCCUGGCUUCAGGGAGCUCUGCGGGAGCCCGAUGAGGCUCUAGCCACGAGGAGAGAACUGUUUCCUGGAAGCAGUUCCACCAAAGGAGAGCGGUCCUCUGGGGGCAGGGUAGGGCAGCAGGAUCCUGAGGAAGGGGAAUCCUUCCCAGAUUUCCAGUCCCAGGAGGUCACCCGAGACCAGGGAUUCUCAGAUGAGCUGGGAUUCCGCUCUUGUUCAGAAAUCCGGAGCGCCUGGCAGGCACUGGAGCAGGGGCAGCUGACCCGGCCCGGUUUCCCAGAGCCACUGCUCAUCCUGGAAGACUCGGAUCUGGGUGGAGGUGGCGGGAGUGGGAAGGCAGGAGCCCCGAGUUCGGAGAGGACAGCUUCCCGAGUGCGAGAGCUGGCCCGGCUUUACAGCGAGCGGAUCCAGCAGAUGCAGCGGGCGGAGACCCGGGCGUCGGCCAACGCGCCCCGCCGCCGGCCCCGUGCUCUGGCCCAGCCGCAGCUGUCCCCCUCCCUGCCCCGUGAGCAGGCCGAGCCAGGGCCCCUGCCUGCCUUUGGACACGUGCUGGUAUGUGAGCUGGCCUUCCCGCUGACGUGUGCCCAGGAAUCUGUCCCUCUGGGUCCUGCCACCCGGGUUCAAGCUGCCACACCUUUGUCUAAGCAGGGAGGCUGCCUGGGUGGCCAGGGUCUAAAUGUUUCAAAUUUGCCUGAGCAAGACCGUCUGAGCAUCCAGGUUCCAGCUGCUACCCCUUUGCCUGGGCAAGGAGGCCUCUGGAAUAUACAGAGUGUGGCUGGAGCCCCCACACCCUUGCCCGAGCAAGAAGACCCCCCACACGAUCAGGUUCCAGCUACAACUUUACCUGAUCAAGAAGGCCACCUGGAAACCCAAGUUCCAGCUACCACGCCUUUGCCUGAGCACAGAGGCCACGUGGACAUCGAGGUUCCAACCAGCCCAGCUGUACCCAAGCAGGGACGUGGUUCUGAUGCCAUGGGUUUAGCCACCACUCCUGUGCUCAAGAAAGAAGGCCACCUACAGAGCCAGAGCCCAACCACCACCCUGUCAACGAAGCAAGGCGGUUCCGGGGAUGUUCAGUUCCCAGCUGCUGUUUGUGAGCAAGCCGUCAACACUUUGCUUACGCCCGGAAGCAGCCCGGACCGUCAGAUCCCAGGCAACACUCCGCUGCCCUUGCAGCGUGACCUCCCAGACGUUCAGGUCCCAGGUACUUCACCUGGGCCUGCGUACGGAGGCCGCCUAAGCCACCAGACCCCAGCCAACGCCCCGCUGCCUCUGCCCCAAGACCUCUCAGACAUUCAGGUUCCGGGUACCUCACCUGUGCCUGCACACGGAAGCUGCCUAGACCGUCAGAUCCCAGCCGACGCCCCACUGUCCUUGCCCCAGAACCCGAACGUCCCAGCUGCCGCACCUUUGCCCCGGCAACAAGGCCUCACGGACACCCAGGCCCAAGCCCUCCAAGCCCUCCCGCCUUUGCCCGAGCAGGGAGGCCUCCCAGACAUCCAGGGGCUAUCUGCUGCACCUCUGCUUCAGGAGCAAAGCUUCACAGACCUCCACGUCCAAAAAGUUACACCUUUGUUGGAGCAGAAGAGCCUCACGGACACUCGUGUUCCAGCUGCGACCGCUUUGCCUGAGCAGGAAGGCUCUCGGGACAGUCAGGGCCUGUUACCCAUCCCGGUUCCCACCACCAUGGUUUUCUCCAAACCAGGAGGCCACCCGGUGUCUCAUGUCGCCCGGUCAGAGUCUUCAGAGUUGACCCCACCCCACAGUCCCCCUCCUCCAACCCGUCAGCUCCUGGGUCCCAGUGCAGCUGCCCUCUCAAGAUACCUGGCAGCGUCCUACAUCAGCCAAAGUCUCGCUCGGAGACAAGGGCCUGGGGGAGAAGUUCCCCCAGCCUCCCGGGGUCCCUGGUCCUCCUCUGCCCCGGCAUCGCGGGCACCUUCACCACCACCCCAGCCUCAGCCCCCACCACCCCCAGCCAGGAGGCUCAGCUAUGCCACCACGGUCAACAUCCAUGUCGGGGGCGGUGGGCGGCUACGGCCAGCCAAGGCCCAGGUCAGGUUAAACCAUCCUGCUCUCUUGGCCCCCACCCAGGAAUCUGUGGGCCUUCGUAGGGCCCAGGGAGCUCCUGAUGCCCCUUUCCACAUGUGAGCCAGGAUAUCAGACUUCUUGAAAAGCAAGGACUUCAACCAGACACCACAGACCCUCAGAACUUCACCCAGAGAUGUCCAGACACUGAACAAAGGUGUAAAAAUUGCCGCAGCUUUCCAGCAACUGGGAUCUGCUUUGGCAAAUGGCUCUCCUUACCUUGAUUAACUCAACAGGGAUGGGGGAAGGGGCUGUCAUUAAUAUUUUGUUCAUUCAUA
Messenger RNA from Panthera uncia (snow leopard), 5544 nucleotides. RefSeq names its product pleckstrin homology and RhoGEF domain containing G2 (gene PLEKHG2). The record is from RefSeq and is a predicted model, not a curated record. Gene Ontology annotation, molecular function: guanyl-nucleotide exchange factor activity. Lineage: Eukaryota; Metazoa; Chordata; Mammalia; Carnivora; Felidae. Bases 1013 to 5329 code for a protein of 1438 amino acids. The transcript is spliced from 18 exons.